AUGAUGUUUUCCUUCACAUCUCUUGGUGGGAAGGUUGACAAAAGUUAUCAGAGAGGUAAAGGUCCUUAUGUAUUUAGACUACAAGGUCAAAAUUAUCAUAGAAUGGGUAGUCUACUUCCGGACGAUGGGGAAGUACCCAAAUUCUCACAGCUUUACAUAUAUGAUUCACAAAACGAAGUGAUAGAAUCCAAAACUACAAGAAACAACCAGCUUGAUAGCACAACCAUCAAGGGUCUUAAAGAUAUGUUGGAUUCUUGCAAUCCUCUUGUCCAGUCCUUCGGAAUAGUAAGAGAUUGUUUUCAAGAAAAUGAGUUUCAAGAUGUAGGCUUGAAGCUUAUUGGAACAAGAGAUAAGGAUGGAAGAGUUCACAAUUUGCCAACAACAUCAGAAAUUGCUGCGUUAAUAACUUGUGAUUUUGAUGGAGCAUUUGAUAGACGGGACGUUGUUGUUCGAAAGAAGUCUGGUGGUCUUCAAAGAAUUAGUGAGCUUCACCCCUCUUACCUUGCUUUGCAAUAUCCACUUAUUUUCCCAUAUGCAGAAGAUGGUUAUAGAGUUGGUAUUAAACAUAGAGGGAUUGUGAUUGAUAAUGAGCAGUUUUUGGUUGAUGGAUACACGAUGAUCGAAUCUUCCAGGUUGAAUUAUAUAAGGACACAACAACCUAAACUUAGAACACAAAGUCUUAAGAACUUGAAUGCUACUAUUGAAAGUGGAGAGAAUGAUGCCUCAAGUUGUGGUAAACCUAUACUUUUACCUUCAUCAUUUACUGGUGGUUCUAGAGAUAUGAUGCAAAAGUACUUGGAUGCUAUGGCAAUUUGCAAGUCUGUUGGAUACCCCGAUUUAUUUAUAACGGUGACUUGUAAUCCAAACUGGCCUAAUAUUUACAGGUGUUUGCACGAUAAAACUCUUAACGCUGAAGAGAGACCGGAUAUUAUCUCUAGAUUAUUCAACUGUAAAUUGGAUCAUCUUAUAAAAUACUUCAAGAAAGAUAAAUUCUUUGGUGAUAUACAAGCAUCUCACUGUUUAAAGAUUUCAGUUAUGUAUAUAGUGGAAUUUCAGAAGCGUGGACUCCCACAUGCUCACAUAUGUUUGUUCUUGAGUGCUGAAAGCAAAUUUCCAACUGCAUCUGAUAUUGAUCGUGUUAUUAGUGCUGAGAUACCAGAUAAAGAAAGAGAUCCUGAAUUAUAUGAGCUUGUCAAGAAAUUUAUGAUUCAUGGACCAUGUGGUACAGACAACCCACUUUGUCCAUGUAUGGUUCAGCAAAAAUGUUCUAAAAAGUUUCCCAAAAAAUAUGUAGAUGAGACUUAUGUUGAUUCUGAAGGAUAUCUUGUCUAUCUUCGUCGUAAAACAAGUAAUACAGGGCCUGAUAGAGUCACGACUUCUGUUUUUCAAGCCAAUAGCACCAAGAAUAAUACGGAACAGAAUGUAGCUGUAGAUGAGAUAAAAGCAUACCUUGAUUGUAGAUAUAUCUCUACUUGUGAAGCUGCUUGGAGAAUAUUCAUGUAUGAUAUACAUUAUAGAUCUCUAGCUAUUGAAGUAUUACCUUUUCAUUGUGAAGAUGGUCAGAGUAUUGUGUAUAACGAUCAUGAUAAUUUGUGUGAUAUUGUUACUGAUCCAACUGUGAAAAUGACAAUGUUCACAGAGUGGAUGGCUUGUAAUAAAGUCAAUGAAUUUGCCAGGACAUUGAGGUAUGUUCAGUUUCCGGGAUAUUAUGUAUGGAAUGCUAAAAAUCGCAAAUGGAAUCGAAGAAAGCAUCCAUAUGGAUCAAUUGGGAGGAUAUAUUAUGUUCCACCAUCACUUGGUGAUUGUUAUUACCUAAGGAUUUUACUGAAUCAUAUUAAGGGACCAACCUGUUUUGAAGAUAUAAAAACAGUUGAUGGGCAGGUUUUUCAAACAUUUAAAGAUGCAUGUUUUGCACGGGGACUGUUGGAUGAUGAUAAGGAAUAUGUUAAUGCUGUCAAAGAAGCUAGCACAUGGUCAACCGGAGAUUUCUUGAGGACUUUUUUUAUUUGGAUCUUCAACAAGAAGAACUUGAAAAUAUCUGUCUAUUUGAAAUUGAAAAGUUGCUACUUACCAAUGGAAGUACAACUAGCUCUUCAAAGGGAACAUGAUGGUUAUGUAAAGUGUUUAACUGCCGAACAGGAAAGGAUAUAUAAAAUUGUUAUGGAAGCGACUGAAAAAGGUAAUGGAGGUGUGUUUUUUGUAUAUGGUUAUGGUGGAACUGGAAAGACGUUUCUUUGGAAGACAUUCUCAGCUGCAUUACGAUCAAAAGGUGAAGUUGUAUUGAAUGUUGCAUCCAGUGGAAUUGCUUCACUUUUGCUGGAUGGUGGUAGAACUGCUCAUUCAAGGUUUGUAAUUCCAAUCAAUAUUAAUGAGAAUUCAAUAUGUUCGAUAGAGCCUAAUACUGAGUUAGGUGAUUUAAUUAAAAGAGCAACAUUGAUUAUUUGGGAUGAAGCACAUAUGACUCACAAGCAUUGUUUCGAGGCUCUUGAUAGAACAAUGAGAGACAUAUCACGUUCCAGUCAACCAAACAUGCAAUCCAAGCCGUUUGGGGGAAAGGUCAUUCUAUUUGGUGGUGAUUUUAGACAAAUUCUUCUGGUCAUCCCUAAAGGUACCAUAACAAUGAUAGUCAAUGCUUCUUUGAAUUCUUCUUAUAUAUGGCGACACUGUCAAGUACUAAAGCUAACUGAGAAUAUGAGAUUAAGAGUUGGUUGUCAGGAAGCAGAUUUGAAAGAAUAA
Helianthus annuus (common sunflower) is the source of this 2736-nucleotide messenger RNA. RefSeq lists its product as uncharacterized. The coding region runs from base 1 to 2736 and encodes 911 amino acids. The transcript has 7 exons. NCBI's taxonomy places the organism in Eukaryota, Viridiplantae, Streptophyta, Magnoliopsida, Asterales, Asteraceae. The record is from RefSeq and is a predicted model, not a curated record. Gene Ontology annotation, molecular function: DNA helicase activity. Gene Ontology annotation, biological process: DNA repair; telomere maintenance.